Molecule: messenger RNA, 2876 nt
Organism: Gavia stellata (red-throated loon)
Lineage: Eukaryota; Metazoa; Chordata; Aves; Gaviiformes; Gaviidae
Gene: HDGFL3
Product: HDGF like 3
Exons: 6
Coding region: 11-622 (203 amino acids)
Biological process (GO): regulation of transcription by RNA polymerase II
Cellular component (GO): nucleus
Molecular function (GO): double-stranded DNA binding; transcription coregulator activity
Source: RefSeq, a predicted model, not a curated record
GCGGCUCCCGAUGGCUCGUCCGCGGCCCCGAGAAUACAAGGCUGGAGACCUGGUGUUCGCGAAAAUGAAGGGGUACCCGCACUGGCCGGCCCGGAUUGAUGAACUCCCUGAAGGAGCUGUGAAGCCUCCAGCAAAUAAAUACCCCAUCUUCUUUUUCGGGACUCAUGAAACUGCAUUCCUGGGGCCCAAAGACCUUUUCCCAUAUAAAGAAUAUAAAGAUAAGUUUGGGAAGUCGAACAAGCGAAAAGGAUUUAAUGAAGGCCUGUGGGAAAUAGAAAACAACCCUGGAGUAAAGUUUACUGGAUAUCAGGCAAUUCAACAACAGAGCUCAUCAGAAACUGAGGGAGAAGGAGGAAAUACAGCAGAUGCCAGCAGUGAGGAGGAAGGUGAUCGGGUAGAAGAGGAUGGAAAAGGAAAAAGAAAGAAUGAAAAAGCAGGCUCAAAACGGAAAAAAUCCUACACUUCAAAGAAAUCCUCCAAGCAGUCACGGAAAUCUCCUGGAGACGAAGAUGAUAAGGACUGCAAAGAGGAAGAAAAUAAGAGCAGCUCUGAUCCUGGGGACGCAGGCAAUGACACAAGAAACACUUCUUCAGAUUUGCAGAAAACCAGUGAAGGGACUUAACCAACAUAAUCACUGCUGAAUAUUAAGGGAAAACACAAGAAGGUUACGUUUGGUUGUCUAAUAUUCUUGGAUUUGAUAUGAGUCACCACAUCUGUUCAUUAGUAUCAUCAACAGCAUCCCAGUUCGUAUACACAUUAUUCACAUUCCUAUCUGUUGUGUUUGCAGAAAUGACAUUUUACCCUUUUUUCUAAGGGUUACUUUUUGAUUUUCAUAUUAUUUGGUUGCAUGAAGUUGCCCUUUACCAGUGGCUGAGGUUUAUGAAGAUACCGCGUACUUGGACAUGUUUUAGAUUCCUUUUCUAGAUAGAAAAGGUGUAACUCCAAAUUAUAUCAUUCUAAAUCAGCUUUUUUUAAAAAACAAGUAAAUCUUAGAAAUUAGUCCCCUCCAUACGAGACUACAACAAUAUCUUCCACCCACAAAUGUAAUUUUGAAUUUCCCUAUAUCCAUAUUCUGUUGAUUUUUGAUCAGUUUACAACAUAAAAGAAAAAUUCUUCUUCAGUUGAGAUCACCGCCAAGUUCAAUAAUGUAAUAAAAUACCUUUCCUUAUUAGAAGUACCUAGCUAGUUAUACUCUUAAUACUUCUCAAAAUCAUGAUGUAAUGUACACUAUCUGACUUAGUUCCUAUAUGUGGAGUUAGUGAAAGUCUUUUUGUGUUUCUUUAGAUUAAUACAAGGAUUUUUUCCAAUGCCAACAAAAUUUGAAAUCAUUCAUUUGGAUGCUUUCCAUUUUUAAGCUUACUGUGAUAUAGAACCCUAUGGGAAACCAAAAGAAAACAUCAAUUUUAAAUAAUGAAAGGCUUAAAAAAGGAUGCUGUCAUUCUGGCUUUUUUUUCCUUUUGGAAAUAGAACUAGACUAGUAAGUAAGCAUUCCAAAUCCAUUAUUCUGUGUACAUUAUUGUUGCUAUUGUGAUAAUAGAGAUUUUUAUUUAUUUUUAUGCCAGCUUUUAUUGUGAAAACAUAUUUAGUCUGGUUUUAUCAAUCCUUGUUAUGCUUGUCCUUGGAACAUCUUUUGCGUAUUCAAGGUUUGUAGUUGACGAGUUUACUGUAAAAAACUAAAAAAAAACCGAAACAAAAAAACAAAAAACCAAACAAAAAGAAAACAAAAAAAAUGUAUUGUUUUUACAGAAUAAAUUUAUUGGAAUGUGUAUUGGGAGUAAGGUUUGAGGUUGUAAGCAACUAAGUUAGCGUCAUAUUUGGCUUCAUACGUGUAAUAAUGUGAGGUAUUAAUGUAAGUCAAGUAUUAAAGCAAAACAUUCUGUUAACAUGAGUUGACCAUAAUAGAUACAAGUGCAGGUGAGAUCUUUAUUUUUUCUGUACUUUGCCUUUUCUGGAUAAUAGGAGGUUAUUAAAUUCACCUUGAAUGUAUUCAAAGUUUCUUUUAAAACAUUAGCAGUAACAUCAGAGGCUCAAAAACCUGUUUGGGAGCCAGCACGUCCUAUUACAGCCCAACAGCUCUGGGUUGGUUUUCUUGGGAGGAUGUACUGGGAUGGAGCCAUCCCGAAUUCUAGCAUACAUGGAAGCAGCCCACACCAGGGAGGCUGGGUGCUGGAGAAAUUAUGGCUAAGUUCCUUUUUGCCAAGAAGCAUUGACUGAGAUGCGUUGUGGUUAUUUUGGGCCGGCCCCUUUGGCUGGAGGUAUAAAACCGUGGGUUCUCUCUUCUGAGCACUGCUGUGAACUACACCUCAGCGUUCAACGGGAGAGUAUUAAAGCAUGAAUUUCUUGCUGCUCUGAAAGUCCCUUUGUGCAGGGUGCAACACGCAUGCGCAUGAGCUGAUGCUUUCUUGUUACUGAUUAGGUUUAAAAAGAAAAUUCUCAAAACAGCCAAAAGUCAACAUCCCAAAAUAAAAUGUUUCCAGUUAAAAUGUAUCAGCUAAUUUCAUCUGUGAGAAAGGCACUAAAUGUACUGCUUUUAGUAUAAAUACACAUAGAAGUCACAGAAGUAGUUGUAAUUGCAAACAGAAGCAUAAACUACAGAAACCAAGGUCGCUGUAUGUGCUGCUACUUCUUUAUGACCCAACAGCAUUAGCAAAAGUAGCUGUAGAGAAGAACAUGGCCGAAAACCCCUCGUCUCUGAAAAUGCACGCUACAGUGCAAGGCCAGAUUGUUCAAGGUAAUGAGCCCUCCAUGCCCAGCUCAGAAGUGCUAGUAAGCACGUGCUUAACUUCAAGCAGAUGAGCAGUCCUUGCAGAAGUAAAUCCUUAAAAGAAUUAACAAAAUUCUAUGAUUUGCUUAUCAUAUAUGGAGUCUUACCGUAA